Molecule: messenger RNA, 9864 nt
Organism: Porites lobata
Lineage: Eukaryota; Metazoa; Cnidaria; Anthozoa; Scleractinia; Poritidae
Source: the annotation of a GenBank genome assembly
GCAAUUGCGGAAGUUAUUCUACAGAGGAGCAUUUUCUCUUAAAAGCAGGUUCAAUCAGGGACUCCUUACAGACAUGUUGCUUUCAAGGGCAUCCAUUAAUUCUCCGAUGGAGUAUAGGAGGAACGUUGCCGUGAGAAGCUGAGAUCGAUCAGACUGGUAUCAACACACACUGCAUUCGGCUAAAUUUGAGCCAACUAGUCGUAACUUAGUGGGUAUCCAUGGCUUUUGUACCACGAGGAGUAAUCCUAGGGAUGCUGUUUUACUUAACGUUUGCAGUUGCUGGAACAAUAUGGAUAUCGAUGAAAUAUCUCGGUGAUAAUGACUGCAAUUGUUCACAAUAUUUUGAGCGCUCUAAAUUAUCGAGUUCUUUACAUGAACACGAUUUCCCGCACUCGCAAAAUCAGGACAGUGUUGCAGUGAAACAUCGGAGAGACGAGGGGAAUUCUCUGCAAGACACUACAAUAGGUAGGGCUCAUUGAAAAUACUAGACUAAAUUUACACUGAUGGCUUUACAGGGUUGUAAGAUGAUAUAUAUUUGCUUGGUGACGUGUCGUUUCGACGCCUUGCUAUUUGUAAAAUGCUGGUUCCAUGUGGAACCUAGUCUUGUUUUGAUAGAUGAAAGCACAUUAUUUUAACGUCUCUCUCUUUUUUUGAAGUACUCUGCAACAUAACUUUCGAAAACAUAGCGUUUUAUAUAUUAAAUUGAAACCGAUGAUCAUGAAACAAAUUAAGCUUAAGUUGAUAUUGAACUUUCGCCUGGGAUCCAUGCGGGAGACUCGACGUAAUUCUGAAAAAUCUCCUCUUCAAAAAAAUGCCAAAAACAACAAAAACACUAAAUCAUCUAUUAAGUAACUGCCCCCUCUCAAUCAACUCUGCAUCUUGAGCGAAACUCCUUUCCUCAAGGAUUAUCCACAAGAAAUUACAUAUACAGUAAAGCACUCUGGGGACUAAUACUGUGACCUCCUGGAAAAUUCUGUUUUACCCAUAUUUAUGGUGCCCUAUCAAAAGCCUGGAAGGAGGUAGAUCGAAGUCAUUAAUACCUGUAAUAAGUUACUUCUCUAACCUGAGACAGUAUAAAUAAGGGUGGGUGACCUGGGGGUUGUGUGGUAAACACACUACAGGCAUUCUAUAAUAAGUUGCAAUAUCAUCGUCAUCAUCAUCACUGCAGUCAGUUGAUUCGACUAAGACUGUUUUUAUGGUUCAGCAUGGUUUGAUAAGUCUCCUCCACAUAGGUCUGUCAUUGGGAUUUUCCUGCCAGCAGGAUCAAAUUUGCAGAAUAUUUCCACCUUCACAAUAAUUGUCAUUUAGAAUUUUUCUCUCCAGUAAGUAGGACAAUAACAAAGAUCAGUUAAAAGGAAAAAUAUACAUUUUUUUUUUAUUUUAGACAGUACCCACCCUGAUGAUAACUGGGGACCACAUCAACUUGGGGUGGUGGUGCCUUACAGAGACAGAUUUGAGGAAUUGCUGGAAUUUGUUCCUCACAUGCAUAAUUAUUUAAAUGCCAAGAAAGUACGACAUAAAAUAUUUAUUGUCAACCAAGUUGAUAAGCAUAGGUAGGUUAAUUUCAUGCCAUGAAGAAUCUCCAUGUUUCACAGUGUAAGAUAUUCACUAGCUGUGUCUCAUCUGAGGGGCAUCAGUUUCUUGAAAUGGACCCUUGGGAAAUGAAGCUGUAGGGUAUUGAAUUUCAUGUCUUUGCUUUUUUUCUUGUGACAUCUAUAAUUAAUUUUUUUUUGAAUUUUUAUUGCUAAAGCUGUGAAAAUUAAGUUGCAUGAAAGGCUGUCCUCUAACGAAAAUUGAAGGGAGCCCAUGCAGUGCUCUGAAACUGUAAAAUCUAGGGUGCCCAGCAUAUGAUUUGUAUGAAAAAUCUGAGAUUUUCUAGUUGCCCGAGGGCAAAAGUUAGGCACCAGGGGCUACCGGGCUCUGCUAGAGCACAGCCCUAAAAUUAGUAAAUGUGCUAGGGUGAAUGUUGGCUCUGUUAUUUAGUUUAAAAGAGGGUUUUUGUUAGUUUUGACUGCUAUUUUACUUGGGAAACUACUGUUAACUUGAGGACAGCGUCAUUCUCAUUUUGUUUGUAUCAGCUACUACCUUUCUCUUGCAGAUUUAAUAGAGCAUCUCUUUUAAAUGUUGGAUUUCUGGAAGCCAGGAAUAAUUGUGACUACAUAGCAAUGCAUGAUGUGGAUUUACUUCCACUCAACAAAGACUUAUAUUAUGGAUUCCCUGAGAAGGGACCUUUCCAUGUAUCAGCACCAUUUUUACACCCAAAAUAUCACUACAAAACAUUUGUGGGAGGAAUUCUGUUAAUGUCAGUGGCACAGUUUGAAAAGGUAGGUCAUUCUUGUUCUAUACCAGCAUAAGGAUACUUGAGGCAAAGAUCCAGACUGAUUUCUACUGUUUGAUGGCAAAAUAAUGGUUAGGCGUUUGCUAUACAGAAAAAAACCUUUCUUUAUUGCAUACACUGUCAGGGCCAUCAGAGUUAGUGUCCUUAACCCUGUCACGGCCAAAAUUGGUAAACUCAAGAAGAAAAGAUUCCAUUGUUGGAGUUGUUGCUUUCUACAUUAUUGGAAAAUGUUUUGUUUCAUUUUUUUGGAUUUCUCACUCACUACUUGUCUAAUGCUCCUGAUGUUUGGCUGGGGUUUCUUUCUAUCAUUAAUUUUUAACUUAGAACAAGGUGUCCCCUGAAGUAUAUUUAUUGUUCUCUAACCACAAGUUUAUCACAAAAUAUUAAGUUUUUUUUAAGAAAUGGAAAGUGGUUAUUGCAAUUUAAGCAAAUAACCCGAAAGAUAUUUUCGGGACUUCAACGGGAUUCGAACCCAUGGCCGCUGAGUUAUCGCUGCAGUGCUCUACCAUUUGAGCUAUGAAGACCCAUACAUUGGGGGAGGCCAAUUAGUUGAGUUUUGAUCUUAAUCCGGCAAAGGAAUGAACCGUGAAGAUGAUGUGAACUAAGGAAAUAUUAUAAAAUAAUGUUCAGAUAUGAUCGUCGCUGUGGUUAUUGCAAUUUAAGCAAUUUCAAAAAAAAAAAAAAAAAAUACUUUCGGGGUUUAUUUGAUAUAACUUCAAUAACUUUAAUUUGCAAUAUAUGACUUCAGCAGCAUUCUUUUUUUUUAUUUUAGGUCAAUGGACUUUCCAACAAAUUUUGGGGUUGGGGUCGUGAAGAUGAUGAACUGUAUUUGAGAAUGAAAGAAGCUAAAUUAUCAGUAAGUAAUAAUAUUACUAACACCACUGAAACUCAUGAAAGAGGACGCUCCUGGAAAACACAAGAACAGGGUCCACUACUGGAAGCGGCCAUUUUAUAUAGGAAUGAUCCUCGUUAGUCUGAUCUAGACAUUCUAAAAGUCCAGUAUUUUUUCUGUCGCUCGUUCGGUCGCUACGUGACCUCAUGCAUUGAAGCUCGCUUCGCUCACUUUUGAGAAGCCGACUUGUAGCAAGUCUAUCGUUGGUCGUAUACUGCACAAGCAGUUUGGCAGGAAGGUAGAGUGGCCUGCUGCUCACGGGAAUGUCCGUUUAACAGAGCUUUAGCUCCAAUAAUGUUAGUAACCCCUACAUGGCUAUUCUCAGAUCUCUCUUUUGUGGCCAAUAUUAUUCACGCACUGAAUCAACUCGAUUGAUUAUACCAACCUCUCUGCUACUUCUCGUAUUGGAGCAAUUUGGAGACCAUGAGAUUGUUAAGGGUUAAACUUGACAAGAUUAUGCCCUCACAAUGCCGGGAUGAUGGUGCUGCAUCUUUGGAAUCCUAAGUGACGGGCGUUCAUUUGAGGUGCUAAAACUAGGUUUUCCAGUCGCUGAGAGCAAAAAUCACUAGUAGGUUGUGCAAAGUCAAUUCUUUUGUCAGUUUGUCAGUUUUCUCAAAAUCGACUGGGUGAGGGGAAGAGUCCUUCUCCUGUCUCAUUCUCAGUUUUUCAGUUUGACUGCUUGCGCGUUCUUGACCCAGACCUUCGCACCUUCACGAAAAUACGAGCUGUUUAGUAUAGUAUUUAAGACUAGUGUACUGCUGAGAACUGUUAGCGGUUAACCUUGCGCAUCUGUAUGAGAUCAAUGGUGUCCUACAUGUUCAAUAAUUUUCAAGAGUGAUGAGAGGAUGGAAUUUAGUCCUCUUUAGUCUACAAUGAACAGAAUAUAACAGGGAACUGAGCGAGGAACGGAGCGGGGAACGGAACGUGGAGCGGAGUGGGGAACGGAGCGGAGAACAGAUCGUCGGUUGAGACGAAGCGGGGAAUGAAGCGUGGAACAGAGUGAGGAACGGAGGGAGAGGUGGGGGAGGACUCAAAGUUUUUUCAAUGUUCACUAUGCUCCACAUCCCAUUUACUUCCAUCUACCCCUCUAAGUACCCUAGCCUGAUAAUCUGUUGUCAGAAAUUGUUUCGUUACAAACUCUUAAUUCUUUCAUCGUGGCUAUUAAGGUUGAUAUUGUUUGACAAUGUUGAUAUUGAUUUUAGAUUUAUCGCCACAGCAGCAAACAAAUAACAACUGGUUAUGAAACGUUUAAACACGAUCAUGACCCGAAGAAAAGAAAACGAGACUACGCAAGGUUUUAUGACCAGAAGAAGGUGAGUUGGUACAUUUACAUCUAGGUAACUGAUACUUGUUUAUACUGUGGUUAAAUCAUCUCUCGAUCUUUGAUUGGUAUAUUUUCGCUCUGUAACUUGUGUACCGACCAAGAGAUCUUUCUUUUUCCUUCAAUCAUGUAGCUACAAGUGCGCGUAUCUCCGAAAAAGCCAUCAAAACGAUAAUAUAGUUUUGUUUUUUUAACUUAGAGAAUCAUGUAGUGGCUCUUUUAUUUGCUAGUUCUGUAGAAUUCUUGUAAGGCACCAAGUUCUCGUUCCACAAAAAGAAAGUCAUAUGACACAUUAUAACUUGCUACCCGCGAUGUAAGUCCCAAUCCUAUAAAUUACAGAUCAAAUGUUUUUUUUUUUGUUUUUGUGUUAGUUUUUUUGUCGGCUAAUGAGAGGUACACAGUUAGACUGCUCUUUCUGAAUGAAAAUCCUUGAGUAUUGCCAUGAAAAAAAAAUAGCAUUUUCCGAAAAACCUAAAAUACUGUUUCUACUCUUCACAUCGCUCUUCACCAAUGCAGUCAAAACUGUCGAGACAGUUUUUUUCAUUCUUUGAAAAAUCUCAAUUAAUUUACGUCCAAUUGAAAACUUAAAUUUGUUCAUUCUCGUCCCCAGAGCCCGUCGUUUCUUGGUCACGUGGUAGAGAAACGAGGGGCUCUGGACGCAGCCGUUACGGGAUGUCAGAAAAUUUCUGACAUCUGGUUGCGCAUGUGCAGAAGUUACAAAUAUCACUGCUCAUGCUCAUAACGGAUUUUUGUCCCUCACCGCUCCACUGGGGGAAAAAACAUACUUCCCCAGCUCUCUCCAGAGAGUGGCUUCUUUGGGAUGUUUUGAAAAUGCACCACUUCACUCAACUUGGAUUCACUGAUAAUUUGGAGUUAAAAGAAGAAGACAGUAACAGAAGCCGGCUGAACACACUGUUGGUUUGCAGAACUGAGACAAUUCAUCGACAAACUAUCGUCUGAGUUAUGUGAGUUUUUUUUUUUCAAUCCGUUUGGCGAACGAAACCAAUAUCGCGAAGAUCGAUAUAAUGCGGGGAAAAGUCAAUCUAAAAAGGUGUCUUGUUCUAUGUCCUACAACUGCUAUCUUACUUUAAAACGCUUUUUGAAACGAAACCAUUCAGGUGUUGUGUUAGGAGAGUAAAAUAUAUAUUUCAUUUCACUCGAGCUGGUUGUGUGUUUUCCUAUGUUUAUUUUCUUUUGUGGUGUCGCAUGUCGUGGUUUUAAUUUUGCCCAUGAGCUUUUGUGUACAACACGUUUUAGACGACCGAAGGAUUUACGUCCAAACAAAUCAAUAUUAAUCAUUUUACCGACCCAGGGUAAAAAACAUAUAUUACAAGGUUUGUCCAGGAGAAGUGACAGUCUAAUACACCUCCAUGGACUGGUUCCAUGGGCUUCCAUGCAUGGCAACUUUAUACGGUACUGAGUGAAUCAAAUUCCAGUUCAGAACUUGAGCCCCAGUUUCCUAACCCUAAUCAUAAAAUGUCUGGGUAAUUUGGUGUUUAUGGGGGCCAUUCAGUGUUCUGCUAAAAGGGUUUAUCCUCCCUAAAGAUUUCAGGUAUCAUCUCUUAACUAAAAAUCAUCAUCAGACAGUACCUCAAAGAGAGAGUUUUCAAUAAUUUUGCUGUCAGACUCAGAAAAUCAUUAAUACCUGAAAAAUGUUGAUUGUAUAGUGACCAAUCACCAUAAUGUUCUGUACACAUGCACAACCAAACCUCAAAACCACAAAGUAAUUACCAUCGCUGUUUGAGGUUCUGUUUUCUCACCCCUUAUUAGCUUUUUCUUUGCAACGCAAUAGCAUUCCUAAAUAAUUUUUGGUAUUCAUGGUUUUGUAGGUGGGCUCUUGUCACCUCUGUUAUAGGGGUAUAAACAGUUAUAUGUACUUUUGAUUACCGGUUACUAAUAAAAAGUGUUUCCCAGGACACUAGUUUAGUAGGAAGUGAUGGUAAUUAUGCAAAUGCAUCCAGAGAGAAACCUGUUUAAGUAUCACUUAUGAGCUCAUGGGUUACACAUCUUUUUAAGGGGUUUGAAGGGUUUUUUUUUUCUUAGGGGAGGGCCUACAUCUAGGGGGACAUUUUUUCUUGUUCACUGGUAAAUCAGGGCCUAUAACUGGGGGGCUUAUAAGUUGGGGGGAGGGCGUAAAAGCAGUAGUUUAUGCCUGUGCCAGACAUUCAGGUAUUGGGGAAGGUGCAAAGAGAACAAAACUAAAAAAACCCUGCUUUUGUUAAUGCUCUACUUCUCACUAUCUGAACACCUAGAACAGGUUGUCAUAAGCUAUAUAGCUGUACUUUCUUAUCUGGGACAGUGACAUAUAGAGUGAUAUAUGCACUGUACAUAGACUGUGUGCUUUAAGAGGUCCCCCCGUUAAGAAGUACACUUUGAGUAACACACAACCCAAAAGCAUUUUCUUGGGUAGCUGCUCUCAUCAUGUUUUGAGACUGGAGUGCAAGACCUGCAAGGUUUGAAAUUUGGGAAAGAACUUUGGAUCAGGCCUGAAAUAGGAUAUUGAAAAUCACAUAGUUUGGUCAAAAUUUGGCAAGGCAAGAAGCAUACUAUGGGGUGAAUCUGAACUGAUUUUUGGGGGAUAGUGCCCAACCCCCAAUCACCACCCUCUGCAGCUGUAUUCAAACUGAAUGUGGUGCUUUAUAGAGUUAAGGUACAAUAUCUGCUCCCAGGUUUUGAUAAUGUAUAAUUUUUUACUUCCCUUAAAAUUCAUUAUUUUGUGUUAUAACAUGAGGCCUCCAACUAGGAAAAAGGUUUAAACAGAACUGAAUCAUUGACCACUGGAAGCAAGUUUCAAUUUGGCUCAUCAUUAUUUGUCAAUGACCAAGUAAACUAAGAUGCUCUAUGCCUCAGUAAGCCAAUGCUGUGUGCAAGCCCAAGGAGGGGUGGAGAGCAGGUGUGGUUAGGAUUGGCGAGUAAACUAUGAUAUUACUGUUGAUCAAGCUAUAAUGUUAUCCACCCUAUCAAAGGUGACCUACUGCAAAAUCCAGUUGUUAUCAUCAACAACCAUUUACCCCAGGAUGAUGCAAAAUAGACUACUCUGGGCUGUUGUUCAUUUAUCAUUUUAUUUAUUAACACCUCAGUUGUCCCUGACAUCGUCAAAAAAUCUAGACCAGUAUGCCUAGUAUAAACAGUCAAGUUUUCUUGUAUUUUAGAAUUCUUAAACCAAAAAGAUUAAGAACAUUGUGCUACCCUACGUAGUGAUCAGAUAACAUAAUUAUUUAUCAAAAAAAAUUGUGCAAAAGCUGCUUCUUUGUAAACUGUUCAUCAGUUAUAAAUAACCCCAGAGCCCCUUGUUUAUCUUUGUCUAAAUGCAAUACGACUGGAAGCCAAGCAAGCAAAACAUUUGUAACAAGUUGGCCACAUAGCCUUUCCUUUCACAGCCCAGUUCUUACUGUUAAAAUAAAAAUUAAAAGAAAGCCUCCGAAUCAUCUAAGCAUGAUUUAAGCAUUAAUUAAGUGGAAGAAAACGUGGAUUGGAAAGAGUACUUGCUCUAUCAUCUUCACACAAUUAAAAGAUUGCCUUUUGCAUGCAGCCCAAAAUGAUUCAUAAGCAAUUCAGUUCUGGCUUUGUGUACUGCCAUCAGUGGUCUAAUGAAAUAAAGGCAUAUAACAAAAUAUCAUCUUGACCUUAGUAUAGCAAAGGAGAUGUUCUUUCAGCAGAAAAUACGAUAAAUUAAAAGCACACUGCAAUAAACUUAACGUCAACAUCAUUUCUGUAAUGUAGUCGGAGCUUGAUUUCCUUUCCUACUGUAGCACCGACGAAUACCCAGAGGAAUUAGAAAAACUGAUUUGGCUAAUUAACAACGCCAUACAAGUACAGUAUCAAUUGCUUGAUUUUUAACGAGCAAGGAGCAACAGUACUGAAGAGCUAACUAACCAUUACUCCUCCUUUCAGUUCCCCAGGAGAUGCGACGGUCGAGACAGCGGCAAAGUUUAGCGCACAACGAAGGCAAUACUUUCUUUGUCAAGGCUCGUUGUCUUCGUAGAAACUUCUCAAACUUUACCUGCAGUUCUCUUCUUCACUGCUAUUGCAUAUGAACAAAACAGGAUUGUCGCAAUCAACGAAACUCUGGCACUUAUUUUGUGUUUGCGGGUCGAGAGGGCACGAAGUAAAAUGUUAUGCGCAGUAGAUUAUAUUUUAAUUUGCCUUGCGCAUUCAAUUGCCUUCAGCCAAUGAAAAAAUUCGUAUUUUCCGUUGCGUCCAGAGCCACUGGUCGGUUACAAAUUAAGCCGAGUGGCUCUGGGGACGAGAAUGAAAUUUGUUUGGAAUAUUCUGCGUAGUAAGCAUUUCUUUGUUUAACGCAGAAGCCGUGGCGAGAACAGGAGGCGUCCCCUCCAACUUUCGCUCUUACACAAGAACGUUAGCUCAGUGGCGUUUGCGUCGACUUUUUCAAUGCAGAUAUAAAAUUACUGAGAAGCGCGCCUAACCGUUCUUUCUUUUUCUCUCUGUCCCCGUGCCCCCCGUGCAACCCCACCCCCCCCGUCCCUCCGUCUUCCCUCCCUCCCUAAUCGAGAGAGAUUGUUCGCGCGGGUUAGUUUAUCUCUUGGUUUUUAAACGGUAGUAUGACGUUUAUCGUAGGCAUAAUUUCAUUCACAUCGAGGAGGAAAUAAAUAGUCGCCCGUGUUUAUGCCCGUUGAAGUUAAGUCUUCAGUUGUUAUUGCAUACCCUGCUGAUCUAAAUUUUCAUUCUUUAGACAAGCUUGCAAGUUCAUUUAAUCUUGAAAUUCCUUAUUUGUGUUUUGGGUUGUCUUUUCAGGUAUCGUUUCAGAGAGACAGGGAAACAGGAGUUGCAACAGUCAAGUACAACAUUGCUAAAAAGACUCAUCUUGUUGUUAGUGGCGCACCGUGCGUGAUUCUUAACGUGAAAUUGCACUGCAAUGUACAAGAAACACCGUGGUGUAACAAUCCUGACUCGUGACACGUGGAACUUUUUUGACUUUUAUAAAAGCGUCAUAUGAAUGUAAUUUAUUGAAAGUGCAAACUGAAAAACUGUAUGAACCGGAAUUAAUUGAAAUCAGUUAUACAAUGUACAUCCACGUUCGCGUGUUCCAUCAAUUAACUGACACCUGGUUGUCACUGAAGAUAUCAGAGAAAAGAAAAUCGAAACUGUCAGUAUUUUUACUGUAUGGCUCUUCGUUCGACAUCGUUAGAUAAGAUAUGACUUUAAAGAAAAAAGCUCUCUUAUCACAAAAUCUGUCAUGUAUUAUUAUGAUUCAAUGCAGUUCGAUAUCAUCAUUUUUUACCUAAUUUCCAUGCCUCCUCCAAACCCAGAAAGGUCGUGCGGCACCUCUCUACAUGAAUGAAUUCAGAAAGC